Messenger RNA from Paramacrobiotus metropolitanus, 2060 nucleotides. RefSeq names its product mitochondrial chaperone BCS1-like. The record is from RefSeq and is a predicted model, not a curated record. Gene Ontology annotation, molecular function: ATP binding; ATP hydrolysis activity. The coding region runs from base 753 to 1877 and encodes 374 amino acids. Lineage: Eukaryota; Metazoa; Tardigrada; Eutardigrada; Parachela; Macrobiotidae. The transcript has 3 exons.
AUGUGUAUGUAGUGCAUAUAAAAUAUGCAUAUGUCGGUACUUCUAUAAAUACAACAUAAAUCCACAUGUCUUUUCUGUACCAACGAGGCUCACAGUUACUAUUGCUUUGAUAACAGAUUUAUAGUGCAGUGCUGGUCGAAUUAUAAUUAUAUUGUGUUGUGAAAUCACGGUAACCGGCAGCCUUAUAGGUGAAAAUUUGAAAUUAUUUUCCUAGUUGAAUCUCAUUUGAUACCCUUGCACGUUUUCUGGUGGCAAGUUGAGCCAGUUUUCUGUUCAUGACUCCGCCCACUUUACUAGCUAUUCGCUGUUUGUGUCAUGCGAUUUCCGUACGAAGCAUCCUUACUUCCGCAGCGCAGCUCCACCGGCAGAAGUUAGCAUUUGGUCUGUAGACUGUAUUUACUAGUAUGCAUUAUUAAAAAUACGGUGAAAGUCGUCAUAAUUCGAAUAAUCCAAAACGUAGAGACUAUGUCCUAUGUCUGAGUUAUUUGGGUUUCCAGUUGAGUUGUUCAUGGACUUCGUCAUGGCGUUGGACGGCUUGCUUCGAGGAUUCAAUAAGAUCAGCGGCGGCCUGCGACUGGCCGGUUUGCUGAUCGUGAUCUUCCCGUAUGUGGACAAGCGGUUGUUACGGCACUUCAACUUUCACAUCAGCGAUUACAUCAACGGCAUUGCCGGCACCAAUUCUGUCGUGUCUACCAUCUUUGGCGUCCUGAGUGCCGUCACCCUGGUGGCGGCGCUGCAGUGCGUGUGGAAUUAUGGAUGGAAGGUGCACCAGUCUCACUUUACAGUGGCCUGGAAAGUUCCGUGGCAAUCCGUGCCACGGUCCAAUGUACGGUCUGAUUCUGGACUGGUAUCAAGAACACAAAGGACCACGACAUGUCGGCCUGCAGAGCUGUUAUUGGCAGGGCAAAAAGAAACCCCGAAAUAGCGUUUGUGAGUUUCUUACCGACACCGGAAAGCAUGUAUUCCAGUAUGAGGGAAAGAAAAUCACUCUGGAACGAGGACAGGAAAGCCUCAGUCUCACCACGACCGGCUCCGACACCACCGUCUUCCGGAAAAUGAAGGACGACGUGCAGCGAUUCCACGCGAUAAAAAGCCAGAACCACACUUUUGUGUAUACCGUCCAGGAUUAUAAAUGGGUGAAGCCGACCAAAGGAAUUAUAAAACGUGCACUGGACACCGUUAGUCUGGAUUAUAGCAUCGCCGAAGAAAUAAUCAAUGAUGUCCAAGAGUUUCUUGACAACGCCGAAUAUUACAAGCAGAAGCAUGUUCCGUAUCGACGCCGCUAUCUGUUCCACGGCCCAACCGGCACCGGCAAGACCAGCUUUGCCACAGCGCUAGCCGGAUAUUUAAACCGGGAUAUCUGUGUUAUCAGUCUCGGUGAUAGAACGUUAACGGAUGACGUAUUGCGGCGCCUUGUGGACGAUGCGCCGAGGGAUGCAGUUAUUUUGAUAGAGAAUGUGGACGCGGCGAUCGAUAAUGUGGCCGACACUAACCUGACCUUUCGAGGACUGUUGAAUGUUGCGGAUGGAGUAGGAUUAUCUGAUGGGAGAAUUAUCGUUCUGACCACCAGCAAGCUUGACCGUGUGGACAAAACGCUGAUCGAUUCCGGGCGCAUUGAUCACCAUCAGCUCUUUGACUAUGCCACCAAGUUCCAAGUGGAGCAAAUGGACCGUAACUUCCAUCGCCAGCAGAACUUCCGUAUCUUCCGUAACUUCCAUCGCCAGUAUACUGACGAACAAGUGCAACAGUUUCUGCAAGCCAUUUUCCAGCACUCCGAAAAUCCCCAAAUUAGUCCGGCACAAAUUCAGAACUUGUUUAUCGCAUAUAAACACCGUCCGUCUGAAGUAAUUGCGGGUGUUCCUUCACUGUUUGAAUAGGUGCGAACCCGCAGAAAUUGUUUACCGAAUUAUGAAUAUUUUGUUAUAUUUAUUUAUUCUUUCAUUGUAUGUGUGAUUACCGCAUGAUGUGAUUUUUUAUUGCGAUCUCCGGACCGUUGUUUGUGGUGCAGUUAGCGCACAGUCUUUGAGGAGUAUGUGAAGUAAUUUGAAUUACUGUAAUAA